Orbicella faveolata is the source of this 834-nucleotide messenger RNA. RefSeq names its product cochlin-like. The record is from RefSeq and is a predicted model, not a curated record. Lineage: Eukaryota; Metazoa; Cnidaria; Anthozoa; Scleractinia; Merulinidae.
AGCACUGAUCAAGAUUUGAAGAUGUCAGGAUUGGUUAUCCACUUUGCCUCCAUGAUGUGCCUGCUUGUGAUCCUAACAGGACCAAGUUCUGCACUUUUCUGGCGACCGUCUCUGCCAACUUACCCAAGCGAUCCAAACGAUUCUUAUUAUCAGGUUUUUAAAACUGUUCCCGCGCCCGAGGUGACUGCAAAGAAGCUCAUGACCAACUUUCUGGGCUAUUCACAUAUUACCAAACGACAAACGGUUAUCGAAGAUAUUGUGAUAGUUAUGGAUGGCUCUGGGUCGAUUGGCUCUUGCGAAUUCAAGAAAGGAAAAGAAGCACUUAAACACAUGAUUAAAACACUGCAUAAUCCUACGCAUGACUCGAAGUACGCGGCGGUUACCUUUUCAUCCACAGCAACCGUCAACUUCAAGUUUUUACCACACUCAUCAGCAGCGAGCGAAAUAACUACGAUAUCUUAUCCAGGAGGCGGGACCAACACCCAAGAAGCACUGGCAGAAGCAAAGAAACUGUUUGACGACCCUAGCUCAGGUCGCCGUCAGUUCCCAUCAAGAAGUCUAGUUUUCCUUGUCACUGAUGGUCAAUCAAACCACAAAGACUCGACCAUACGAAGUGCCAAUGCCCUGAAAAGGAGUGGCGUUGAAAUCUAUGUGGUUGCUGUUGGACAUCACAUUCACGGAAUAGACGAAAUCGUCCAGGUUGCCUCCCAUCCGCCAGACAAUUUCCUGUUUAGAGUGAAAGAUUUGCAGGGAUUCUGGAAUAUUGUUAAGUUGACCGUAAAUGUGGUUUUUCCUGAUAAAUACGAUAUUGUCAACUACGACCCUCCUUGCUAG